Molecule: messenger RNA, 1815 nt
Organism: Bactrocera oleae (olive fruit fly)
Lineage: Eukaryota; Metazoa; Arthropoda; Insecta; Diptera; Tephritidae
Product: actin maturation protease
Source: RefSeq, a predicted model, not a curated record
GAAAUUGAACAAAAAUCGGUUUGCUUGCGUGUUGAUUAGACGUUCUCUGAUUGAUCCGACACGAAUGUAGGCCGUGGGAAAAGUGAGUAACCAGUAGAGCGUGAACGAACUAAUAUGAGGUAGUGCUAAAAAUACCGUGCAUGAAAAACUGCUGCGCAUUUUUGUUUGCGUGUAAGGUCAUCGCUAUUAUAUAAUCACUAUAAAAUAGAAAAGCCUAAUGUCGCAAACAUUGCCCGCCACUCCACCGCCACCAGCUCUUGAUCCGCCAAGCAUUGCUAAGAAAUAUCUGCCGCCGCCCAAACAACAACAAUUGCCAACAUGUACCUGGGCACUGGAAUAUCCCGAGUUACAAAAAGCGUGUUUUCUGGCACGGGUAUGUGAGGACACGGCUCCACAACAUUGUCAGCUUCGCAAAGUGACCACUAUUCUACAAGAAGGGCCCACCUGUGGUCUAACUGCGUUAAGCAUGCUUUUGAAUGGUACACCAAAUCCUAGCGAACUCUUACAGAUUGCUAGGAAGCUUGGCUAUACAAACAAUGGCGAAAUGUUUAGUGCACAAAACUUUUUUCAACUUAUUUGUGAUACUCUAAAAUCGGCAAAUUCUUCUAUAGCCGAAGUGAUAAAAACAACAAAAGCCACAACGAAUAAUACAUCGGCCAAUGAAUGCCAUAUUACGUUGGCGGCAGCGCAUUGCGAGUUACACCAAGGCCAACUUGACUGUGCCAAGGUCAGAUCAGCAUUGCAGGCGGGUGCUUGCAUUUUUGUACCAUACGAUCCUGACUACAAUCAUUCACCUUGCCUAAAAUAUGGUCAUAAAGCUCAUUGGGCACUCAUCAUCGGGUACUUGGUAAACGAGAAUAAUCAGUUCUUUACAUUGGCGCGUCACGGAAAAGCGAAAAAUCUGGCAGUCUGGUCAAUGAGAUCUCUAAGUGAUAGUAAUGCCAAUCUUAUAGAGUUCGAACAGCCGAAAGGUUAUCCUGAUUGUGAUUUUCUACUACCACCCGGUGGUAUUGGCGGAGAUUUAGGUUUAAGAGAACGUGCCAUUAUUGUAAACAUGUUACCGCAAGAAAAUUUAUUUAUCUAUUCGAGAAAAGGAAGAAGUCCCUAACCUUAGCUGUUCCUCCAAUUAUACUCUGAAAUAUUAAGGUUUAUUUUCUACAAACUGCCAUGUUAUUUGCAAAAAGAAUAAAUGUAACCAAACUAAAGAGAAAAAAAUUCUAAUUACAAACUUAUCGCAGCAUUAAAACACGGAUUUUAAUUGGAACUCUUAAAUAGUGAUAUAUAUAUAUAUAUGUAUGUAUUUAUUUAGUAUUAAUUAAUUUAUUUUUUAUUUUUGUUUGUCAAUACACUUAGUAACUAUUAAAGUUUUACAGCUUUUCAACUUUAUUACAUUUUAUAACUUUACGCGUUUCCAAAAACGGCUUAUAAGCACUUCACUACGUAUAAGAAUAUAAACAUUCAGUUAAAUAUUGCAUAUAUGUACUUAUAUUAUGUAUAUGUAGUUUGUUGUGUUACAAUUAAUUCCCACGAAAUUCAGUCAAUCACAAUAUUAUAACUUUCGUUUAAUUAUACGUACUUUAAAUAAAACGAACUUUUUAAUCAUAUAUUUAUUUAGCCACAAAAGUUGAUUAUAAUUUUCACAGUUGAUAGUGCGGAAUUUCUUUAGACUGAACUGUCGAUACAAAAUCAUUGAGAAACCAAUUUUUUUUAUCAACACUAUUGUCCGGAUUUUUUGUUUGCACAGAGACGAUAUGUAAUUUAUUAUUUCUUCAAAAAAGAAAUAAACAUAUGGACAAGGCAACUGAGACCAAAUAA